CUGGCCGCGGCGGCGACUGGUCAGAGAGCAGCAGCGCGUCGGCCGAGCUGCCCGCGGAAGCCUCCAAGGGCGCCUGGAGGACUUGCAGGGAGAGGGCAGCGCCGCUUGCAGAGCAGGAGACGCGCAUGGUGUGGAGUGGCAGCCGGGAUGGAGCCGGCAGGCUCUAGGUGGCGCACGUGUCCUGCACCACAACCCUGCGAGGUAGGAUCGGCUGAGAGGCAGUGGCUGGCACAAGGUUGGACUAUGUCCUGCUAAUAGCACCAUGGGGGCGUAGGUAGGAUUUAUGUUAGGGGGGCAGGCUUUUUUGCGGGGGUAGAACCUCAUUUAAUUAAGUAUUUUCAUUGAUUUUUUUGGGGGGGGGAGCUCCCUUGGCAGCGCCCGUGCCCCUCACCCCGUGAUGGAGGGGGGAGCACAGGGUGGUUGCCAAGUAUGGGCGAGCGUUGUUAUUGCCUUGAUCUGUUAUAGCAAACCCGCCAGGAGCCUUGGGGCAACCUUGAUGACUAGCGGAUCGCCAAGGCAUUAGCCUGUGUGCGCCAACUCAGAAGCAAGUUCCCCAUAGCUCGCAUGCAAGCGGGCGUGCAGAGGAUCGGGCCCCAUGGUUGCAGCCCUGAUCACGCGGAGUUAAAUGCCGCUGAACUUUGACGGGCUUGCUCCGGAGUGAACGUCCCUUUAGCAUCGUGCUGUUGGAAGAAGUGGGGGCUAGCUGGAGAAAACAAAAACCAUCGCCAAAACCACCGGCCUGUUAGGCUGCUGCGAGACUCAUUCUUUGUUUUAGCCUUGCUAAUGGUCACCUUCGGCUUUUCUCCCUCUCAACUGCAAAUGCACGGUCAGCUAUUAAAGAGUCAAUAUUUUUGCUGGGGCAUGUGAAGGAAGGAACGUGAAACUGGGCCCUCCUUUUGCUGGUGAAAGGGAAUGGAAGGAGACGCGCUCAUGUGUGCUUCUGCAUAGGCUUUAAAAGAUUUGUAUUGAGUUUCCUUUUUUGAUUGACCACCCAAAGGAAAGUUUGGUGGGUACCGAACAGUAGGAAAGAUCAAGUUCCUUCUUUUCCCUCUCCCUCCCCCGACAUCUUUCCUUCUCUCUCUCUCAAAGUGAGGUUGGAUUUGUCCCUGAGGCCACAGCAAUCUGGAGCCACAUGCAAUCUGGGGAAUGUGUGAAUGAAUGUUUUAAUUCACUUGCUCUCAUCAGCAGGAAAGAAAGAGGCUAAUCUUAUCUGGUGAUUUGUUGAGUGAGACAGGCCUGCAGGGAACCCUUCUCUCUCUCCCAUCAGUAUUGGAUUUACUUAGCAGCUUACCCUGUUGGCUUUAAAGGAUGCCUGUGACAGACCAGGCCUUUGUGACCCUUGCUACCAAUGAUGUUUAUUGCCACGGAGCUCUGGUUCUCGGACAGUCCUUGAGGAACCAUAAAACAUCUCGAAGGCUGGCAGUGCUAAUUACAUCUCAAGUCUCCAAUGCAAUGAGGGCUGCUCUCAACACCGUAUUUGACACAGUGGUGGAUGUGAAUGAAAUUGACAGCAAUGACUCUGUGCACUUGGCUUUGCUGGAGAGACUGGAACUGGGUGUAACCUUUACCAAACUUCAUUGCUGGACUCUUACUCAAUAUAGCAAAUGUGUCUUCAUGGAUGCAGACACACUGGUACUGUGCAAUAUUGAUGAGCUCUUUGACCGGGAAGAACUCUCAGCAGCUCCAGACUCUGGCUGGCCAGACUGCUUUAACAGUGGCGUGUUUGUUUUCAAACCUUCUUUGAAAACCUACAACCUCCUCCUGCAGUUUGCAGAUGAACAUGGCAGCUUUGAUGGAGGUGAUCAGGGAUUGUUAAACAGUUUCUUCAACACCUGGGCAACAACAGACAUUAACAAACACUUGCCAUUUCUCUAUAAUCUAAGCAGCAGUGUUGUCUACACCUAUGUCCCUGCUUUUCAACAUUUUGGCAAAGAUGCAAAGGUAGUCCACUUCUUGGGACCAUCAAAGCCAUGGAAUUAUAAAUACAAUCCUCAAACAGGAACAGUGACAGGAGACAGUUCAUCCUCAGUAUCUAACAGUCAGCUCUGUUUCCUUAAACUCUGGUGGACAACGUACAGUUCCGAUGUAUUGCCAUUACUGGAAAAAACGCAGGAGUCUUCUGAGCCACAAAUCCAGAGAGAAGAGCCUAACUUGAGUGGAGAUGAAAGUAAAUUGGAAAGAGGAAAUCCUGCCAUUAGCAGUUCUUUGCCAGCAAAUGAGGAACAUGUAUCUGAAACAGUUGCAAAUUCACCUGAUGAGUUAGCUUCCAAAAAUUCUGUACAGAAAUCUGAGGGCAGUCUUGAGGUCCACAUUGCUGAGCCGAGUGAAUCAUCUCCAGAGCCCACUUUUAACCCAACUCCUCAGGAAACUGUGAAAAUGGAUGACGUUACCAGCUCUGCUUCAGAGCUAUGUAUUCAGCCAAAUCCAGAGGUGCUAAGUGCAGAAGAUGAACGAAGAAAAUGGGAGGAAGGCCACAUUGACUAUCUGGGGAAAGAUGCUUUUGAAAACAUUAAAAAGAAGUUAGAUUCCUUUUUAUUAUAG
This is a messenger RNA of Zootoca vivipara (common lizard), 2541 nucleotides long. NCBI's taxonomy places the organism in Eukaryota, Metazoa, Chordata, Lepidosauria, Squamata, Lacertidae. The record is from RefSeq and is a predicted model, not a curated record.